AGUCUUCGAAUUAACCGAUUUCCCCCACUCCUUCCUCGUCGUGAAUGGAACCGACGGUAACACCGUUGGAGCCGGAGGCUCAAUUGGGAGAUGAAUUCGUUCACGUCGAUGACCAAAGGCCUCCCGGAGAAACCUCAUUAAGCGACAGCAUAGUGAAUGUGGAGAACGAGGAGGAGGAAGAAGAACAUAGCGAUUCCGGUUCAGUGAUAACCGGCGUCGGUUCGAUCGUUGAGUCUGGUGACGAUGGUAUCUACAGUGGAGAGGAUGGUGGUGACUUUGCUGUGGAGACGAAGACGAAACUGGAGCUGCCUGAGGAAUAUGCGAAAAGCGUUAUGGUUCUAACGUGCGAUUCCAAAGCUGAGGGAGGAUCUUGUGAUGUGUAUUUGAUUGGUACUGCUCAUGUAUCAGAGGAAUCAUGUCGAGAAGUUGAAGCUAUAGUCAGCUACAUGAAACCAGAGGUCGUCUUCGUAGAGUUGUGUCCAAGCCGAUUGUCUAUUCUCACUCCUCAGGCUGUGAAGGUUCCGACCGUGUGGGAAAUGAUAGACAUGUGGAAGAAGAAACACAAUCCAUUCGGAAUAGUCUAUGGAUGGUUUCUUGCAACGAUCGCCAGCAAGCUUGAAGUUUUACCUGGUGCUGAGUUUCGUGUGGCAUAUGAAGAAGCAGACAAAUAUGGUGGCAAGGUGUUUCUAGGUGAUCGUCCAGUACAGAUCACGUUAAAGAGAACUUGGGCUAAAAUGCCUCUAUGGCACAAAGUAAAGUUUCUGUACAGCUUAGUGUUUCAAGCUGUCUUUCUACCAAGCCCUGAGGAACUUGACAAGAUGCUGAAAGCUAUGAACGAUGUGGAUAUGCUGACAUUGGUGAUUCAAGAAAUGAGCAAGGAGUUUCCAUCUCUCAUGGAUACACUUGUGCAUGAGAGAGAUAAGUACAUGGCAUGUAUGUUGUUAAGAGUUGCAAGUGAGCAUAGCUCGGUCGUGGCAGUUGUUGGUAGAGGGCAUCUUCAAGGGAUCAAGAAGAACUGGAACCAACCUAUAAAGAUGAAGGAUCUGUUGGAGAUACCGAAGAAUGAAUCAAUUUUUACUGUAAAGAAUUUUCUGACAUCUCUGGCGAUUCUAGUCUGUUGGACAGGUAUAGUUUCCCGCAUAUCUAUUGCAAGCAGAAGUUAAACAAAUCUCGAGGCAGAGAGAAUAAUCUCUCAUGAGGCCAAUAAAUAUUAGGCUAAAUAACAGAUGAUUUUACAUAGAUUUGCAGUAGCUGUUAUAAUCUAUGUUGUCAUGAUUUUAUUUAUCUUUGGUUUAUCGGUUGAAUAAUUUCGUAACAGUUAUACAAAUCA
Molecule: messenger RNA, 1330 nt
Organism: Eutrema salsugineum
Lineage: Eukaryota; Viridiplantae; Streptophyta; Magnoliopsida; Brassicales; Brassicaceae
Product: traB domain-containing protein
Source: RefSeq, a predicted model, not a curated record